CUUUCUUUCUAGAACAGUCGUCGACGAAUCACUAUAUUUGUCGUCGAACAUCAUUUCAUUGUUAAUUCCAUACGUCAAAUUUCUCUUAACCACGUUAUUUUCUUUUAAUUUAUAAUGUUUGCCCAAGGCUUACGUGUGAUUAAGUCCGCCAUAUUGAAUCCGGUUCACAUUCGGUCCAAUAAUUGUCAACAGUUCCUUACCGAAAAAAAUUCAAUUAUGUCUUAUGCAAGAAAUGGUGGAGGAAGAAGUAAUGGUUCCUAUGGAGGUGGUGGUGGAGGAGGUCAGCGGUAUGGUGGUGGUGGUGGUCGUGGUGGGGGCAUGGGUGGUGCCAAGAAAAAUCCUGGUGCCAAUUUGCAAGCUCCUAAUUGGGACCGCGUCCAACUUCGACCAUUUAAGAAAGAAUUUUAUGUUCCUCAUCCUACUAUAGAGAGAAGAUCUUAUGAAGAAGUUGAUAAAUACAGAACAAGCAAGGAUAUCACUGUCAUGAGUUCGGAUAGAAGCCCUGUUCCUUACCCGAUUCAACAUUUUAAAGAAGCAAAUUUUCCAGAUUAUGUUAUGCAAGUCAUACGUAAUGAAGGCUUCACUGAACCUACUCCUAUUCAAGCACAAGGUUGGCCUAUUGCAAUGAGUGGUAAAGAUAUGGUUGGAGUAGCCCAAACUGGUUCAGGGAAAACUCUAGGUUAUACUCUGCCUGCUGUAGUUCAUAUUAAUAAUCAAGAGCCAUUGAAAAAAGGUGAUGGUCCAAUUGCUUUAGUCUUAGCUCCAACUAGAGAGUUAGCUCAGCAAAUACAAAAGGUUGCUGGCUUGUUUAAUCAAUCCACAUAUUUAAGGUCAACUUGCAUUUAUGGUGGUGCUCCAAAAUCUCAUCAGGCUAGAGAUCUUAUGAAUGGUGUUGAAAUUGUUAUUGCGACACCUGGGCGCCUAUUAGAUUUUUUGGAAUCUCGUGCUACUAAUUUACAACGUUGUACCUACUUGGUUUUGGAUGAAGCUGAUCGUAUGCUUGAUAUGGGUUUUGAACCUCAAAUUAGGAAAAUCAUACAACAAAUUCGACCUGACAGACAAGUAUUGAUGUGGUCUGCUACAUGGCCUAAAGAAGUACAGAAAUUAGCAAAUGAUUUCUUGAGUGAUUAUAUUCAAUUGAAUGUUGGUUCAUUGACAUUGUCUGCCAAUCACAAUAUUUUGCAAAAUGUAGAUGUAUGUCAAGAACAUGAAAAAGAAGACAAAUUAAUGGAUCUUUUGCAAGAUAUCAGCAAUAUGGAAGAAAAUAAAACAAUUAUCUUUGCAGAGACUAAACGCAAGGUGGAUACAAUUACACGCAAAAUAACCAAUAUGGGAGCCAGGGCUGUUGGAAUCCAUGGUGACAAAUCUCAAUCUGAACGUGAUCAUGUAUUAAAACAAUUUAGGAAUGGAAGAGCCAAUAUCUUAGUUGCCACUGAUGUUGCUGCUAGAGGUUUAGAUGUUGAUGAUGUUAAAUUUGUUAUCAAUUUUGACUACCCUAACAAUUCUGAAGAUUAUAUUCACAGAAUCGGCAGAACUGGUAGGUCAUCACAAAAAGGUACCUCUUAUGCAUUUUUCACUCAUUCCAACAGCAAACAAGCGAAGGACCUCGUAGCUGUUCUUACUGAAGCCAAUCAACGUAUUGAUCCUAAAUUAGCUGCAAUGGCUGCUCGUUCAUUCCCAAGCGGAGGUAACAAAUGGUAUGGUGGCGGUGGAAACCGAUCUUGGGGAAAUGGAGGUGGAGGAAGGCCUGCACACAGAAAGUUUUAAGUUCUCAACAACAGUAUUCAAGAGUGUGUAAUUAAAUGAUAAAUUGUCGUUCUUAACUUGCUGGUUGAAAAUGAUUCUGUUUGAUUGGUAUUGUAAACAACUAUUAUUGUUCAUUCCUCCUUAUUCCAUCCGUACAAUUACAGCCGUUGUAUUCAGAGAUUUGACUUUGGAAUUAAUUAAUAUUAAAUGAGUUUUCUAUUCAUU
Molecule: messenger RNA, 1971 nt
Organism: Sipha flava (yellow sugarcane aphid)
Lineage: Eukaryota; Metazoa; Arthropoda; Insecta; Hemiptera; Aphididae
Product: ATP-dependent RNA helicase p62-like
Exons: 12
Coding region: 115-1767 (550 amino acids)
Cellular component (GO): nucleus; cytoplasm; ribonucleoprotein complex
Molecular function (GO): RNA binding; RNA helicase activity; ATP binding
Source: RefSeq, a predicted model, not a curated record